Messenger RNA from Drosophila suzukii, 5643 nucleotides. RefSeq names its product closca (gene clos). Gene Ontology annotation, biological process: signal transduction. The record is from RefSeq and is a predicted model, not a curated record. Lineage: Eukaryota; Metazoa; Arthropoda; Insecta; Diptera; Drosophilidae.
GUAAAAAGUAUUUGGCAAUCAGUGCACGUGGUACAAUUGUACAGAGUAUUUCGUUUUGUAUCGUUUACAAAAAAUAAAUAUAUGUCUCAAAUGUGUCGCGUUUUGUUUAUAUUGAUAUUUGCCGGUGUGUUUGCCCAGGGGCUCAGUUUUGAAGUCAACUUCCAGGAAUCCUAUCCCACACACUUUUUGAGUUCGGAUGACGAAUCUAUUCUGCAUAAACGAGCGCCGAACGUGCCUCAGUUUUUCGACCAAGCAAGUUUUAGCUUCGAUGGCCUGACGCGAGUGUCUUCCGUGCCCGUGUCUUUUCCCCUGGACAUUUGCAUGCUCCAAUUGCCCACAGUUAAGUAUGCUACAGCACUACACAAAGAUGCCACUGGACUGCGUCACUUUGCCGUGUUCACCUGGCGGCCAGCAGAGAAGGAUUAUCAGCUCCUCGUGGAGCUGGCUGCCCCGCAAGCGGUGGCUCUGGAUUGCCUGGCCUUCGCUGGACGUGGCUACGUGGCUGUGAGCUACAACCUCACCGAACCCGUGGGCCAGGCUCGUGAGGGAUCACCCAUCUACGAGAUUUCCCCGGAAACGGGAAUACGGACAGUGCAGUACUUUUCGGGAACACAACUGAGGGGAAUGUACUUGAGGAUCAGCAGCCAGGAGCUGACUCUGCUGCAGGCCUUCGAAGAGGAAGCAAGCUGUCCGUACUUCAAGUGGAUGGGCAUGAGUUUCCAGCGACUGGGAGCGAUUCCCUGCAGCAGUGCUCGGCGACUAGAGGCCUUUGGCAUCGACUACACCGACUACGUGGCCGUGGCCAACUAUGCAGAUGCAGAGGGACGUACUGCGACUCGCUCGGAGAUUUUUAGGUGGGAUGCCAAGUCCCAGAGAUUUCAGCUUUUCCAACGACUGCGCAGCAAUGGAGCCGUGGACGUAAAGUAUUUCAGUCUCCCAGUGAACGAGGUCAGCCGCAGGCACUUCCUCAUCCUGAGCAACACAAUUGGAGGAUCCAGCUCCGGAGUGGGAGAAGCAGACACUGUAAUCUAUGUCUUCGAAAAGGGUCAGUUUGUGCCCUAUCAGCGGUUGAGCUUCUAUGCAGUGGAAAGGGUUCUGCCAGUUCAGCACUCUAUCUCCGAGAAGUUUCUACUCCUGGUGGCCUGUAAUAAGCAGGAUGUCAAGAUUUACAACCUCAACGACUGGAGAUUUGAGGAAUCCAAGGUGCAGUUCACGGAAGGAGCUUUGAGCCGUGGAGUGGCCAGAAUGAGAAGCUAUGAGGAGGGGGAUUAUAGCUAUUUGGUGAUUGCCAAUGAGAACAUGGCUGCCAAUGAGACGAACAUAUUCCAACCGCUAUACAAACAGGAUGAGCAUGCCAAUAUACUCCGCCAGCAAAUCAUUGAUUGGGCUCGGGACCAGAGAAAGCGAUUGGAGCAGGUGAAUGUAGAGCAGCUUUUGAAGAGACUGGAGGAAAAGCUGAAGCAGCGUGAGGAGAAACUAGGGUGGUCAGAAAUUAAAGAAGUGAAAGCGAAAUCGUUUGAGGAUAAGCACAUGAAGCUAACACCGAACUACUGGAAAGCUCUACAGCUAACCAAGCAGGCUUUGGAUGCAAUCGAAGAGAAAAUAAUUCCUGCCAGCACAAGACAUCCCGUCAAGAGAUCGGUGGACAGGCUACAUGAAGAACACGAUUUCGAGGAGGUCACAGUGGACACUCUGGUGGUGCACGGAACCGUAAAAGCAGACCAUAUCAAUAGAGUUGAUACGAAAAACCAUGUUUACGAGUCCGUGACGGCCAGUAAAGUAUAUGUAAGCGAGAAGUACACCGAACCUUUAAGAAAACAAAGGAAACCCCUGCUAGAGGAACUGACAGUGAAGGAACUGCAACUAGAGGGUAGGCUCAAUGGUCUCAAGUGGUCAGAGCUUCAGGAUCAGACCCUAAAACGCAUCGGCAAGGAGGUGCAGUUCAUCAAGGCAGCCGUGGACUUGGACCAUUUCCAAGCGGAUGCUGUGCAGGUCAACAGCAAUGAGGUUAACGAUCGCCCGGUGGGUCAGCUCAUCCCGGUGGAUGGUGGAGACUUCGUAGUUCAACAGGACGUGCAGUUUGCGCAGCCUAUCCAGGUGAAUCGACUGCUCAUCAACCAGCGACUUAACCACAUCCAUGUCGAUCGUCAGCGUUUCGAUGUGUUACUCAGGCAGGCCAAUCACACGCAGGUAAUCGAGGGUGCCAAGCGAUUCGAGAAUGUGCGUGUCAUGGAACCAAUUACCAUUGCGGGUCAAAUGAUGGGCGCUGAACUGAGAGCCAUGUCACCGGCAAAGGUCAAUCACAAAUCGCUGCAACUCCAGGGGGACUUUGUCAUAGAAGGUGAUGUGACCAUUGGACGCCUGUUGCAAAUGAGUGAUUUCGUAGACGAGCCCACUCAGCGAUCAGCAGCUGAAUCUUUGAUUAGGGGCGUGCGAUUGGAUCAACUUGUAGAGAAUGUUAAUCUGAACUUUUUACAACCACUCAUCGCCAACAACACGGAACUGAGCUUCCUCAACACGCAAGAUUUGCAAAAUCUGGUCCAACUAAACGUGGGUAAAGUGCAGUUGGUGCAGGCCAGUAAGAUAUUUCCGCAAAAUGUGGAGAUAACCGAUGGCUUCGGUGAGGUCAAGUGGUUGAAUGGCGUUGAUACGGAAAAGCUACCAAACAUGCUGCUAUCCAAGAGUGGCAACCAAACUAUUUCCACUCCAAUGCAACUGCAUGGCUUGGAAGUGGACGAGUUGAAUUCAUCCCAGUUCUUAUUAAAUGGCUUGGGAUUGGAGGACUAUCUUCAGGUUAACAAGGAUCAGAAGUCAAAUGGAACCCUGUUCGUAGACAACUUGGAUGCUGAGGAGUUGAGCGUGGAAGAUCUGCACCUCAAUGGCCUCCUCUUUGGCCAACCACUAUCCUCCAUCUAUGAGCAUGGAAGCAAGUCCCUGGACAGCUGGCAUCUGCCACCCGACUUCAAUGGCACCCUCCAUGCUCAGAACCUGUGGCUCAGUGGCGAGCUUAACCAGGUGAACGUCGUCCACUUGGAGCAGCAGUUGCAGCAACUGGCGGGAAACAUUAAAUAUGUGGGUGACAUUAGCUUCGAGCACGAUGUUAACAUCAGUUCACUCAGCUUUGAAAACUCCCUGAAUGGAAUUGAAGCCCAUAGGUUUGGUCGUUGUUGGCUGGAGUCCGAGGGAGACCAGAAUUUCACGGCUCCCCAGGAGCUGGCCUCGCUGGACAGCAGCAAAGGCGUCUGGCUAAGUGGACAACUGAACAACCAUACCCUGGAAGACCUGGUCAGCUGUAGCUACAGGCUUAAUGGAUCGGAGCACCUGCAAGCAGUGCGAUUUGAGAAUCCCAUUGUAUUGCAAUCGGAGCUACAGUUGGGCAAAGUGAAUGGACUUCGUGUGCCGGAGGAUAUUAUUUACCAUAUUGGUGGGGGCUACCUCUCUGCUCCAGUUAGCAUAGAAGGUAACUUGGAGGCAGCAGAGACGUCUAACAUAACCAACCUGAACGGUUAUCCACUGGCGGCGUUGGAGAAGUACUUAAGUGGACAAACACUGGACACUUUUCUGGCAGAGAAUGUGAAGUUUGGCGGAGGAGCACCCUCUUACAAGCUGCUGAAUGGCCAGGAGCUGGGCAAACUGCUGGAUCAAGUGUGGCUAGACAAUGAGCAGAUUGAGCUGAGAGGAUUGGAAUUGGAUUCCGGUCAAUUUAAGGGCCUGCUGGAGUUCCAGGGAGCCAUUAAUAAGCAGCAUGUGGACCACAUCAGGCACAACUAUUUCAGCCGGACGCGCAGCAAUCAGAUGAAAACUCCCCUGAGCUUCCAGCAUGACGUCACGUUCGUACAGCCUCCAGUCGCCAAAUACGUGGAACUGCGACGUGGCACAAGUGACGUUUUAAUGGAGGGCCGCGGCAGCAACUUCUCACUGGAUUUCAACGACAUUGUAGCCCACACGUUAAAAACUGGCGGAGAACAUGCCAUCAGUGGAAAAUGGGAACUGGCAAACGUUUCGGUCUCGGGAGAUUUAAAGAAUGUCCUGAUAAAUCAGUUGAACUUAGCUGAUGAUAUAGUAAGAAUACCCGAAAAUAACAAGAGUAGCAAUCCCUUGACCGUUGAGGCACUGAAAACCGUCACUAGCGCCACUAUAAACCGCCUGCAUAGUACACCCGGAAGUCGAGUGGCGGAGGUUCCAUUGGUCCAGUGGAUCAAUGAAGCAGCCUAUAUCUAUGGGAAUCACAGUGUUUCCGGCACUACCCGCCUGGACAAUGUGAAUCUCUACAAUGAUCUCACCGUAAAGGGAACAGUAAAUGGAGUCCUCUGGCAGCCGGAUAAGCUCCUUCUGCGGGACAAAGAGCAAGAUGUUCGAGGAUCCCUGCUGGUGGCCAACAGUCUGCCUGAGAGCCGACGAAUUUUCAGCAACAAUGUGGAGAACCUUUGGGUGGAUUCCGUCAAUGGGCUGCCGGUAAAUGAGUUGCUGGACAACAAGGCCCAGAAUCGUCCAGAUCUUCACGUUGAAAGCCAACUGAUCUUCACCCAGCCACUAACAGUAGGUCUCUAUGAGGUCAGCAAUGGAAAUGGUCUGCUGGAUAAGUACUACAAAAGAAAGCGGGGCAUCGACGCGAUUGCCAACGAGGCUUGGCAGCAGUUGCAGGAAAACGUAGCAGCUGUAAGGAACAGAUUGGACAAGCCACCAAAAGUGCUGGAAAACUUCGCCCUUCUGCAGAAACUUCCUCAUAAGGCCUCAGCCUUGAAGAUAAUCUCCUCAAACAACAUCGAUACACUUGCCAUUUGGGAGCAGAAAUCGAACAAUGCAAUCCUUUAUACCUGGCAACCGGAUAGGCAGCUCUUCGCACUCAAUUCAAGUUCGUCAGCACUGACACAGCUCAAUAAGCAGAACUUGGAUACCAAGGAUGGGGAGACCUCAAACAAAUUCGAGUUUGGACAACUCGGGUUUCAGUGCAGGGGACUUCAAAAAGCCAACCAUAUUGUAAUCCAAUGCCUAGAUAAACAGAACAACAGCAGGGAGGCAAUCUUGGACAGACGGGAUGUAAAACAGCUGUUGGCAGUCGCCGAUACAGAUGACAUGCCCAUUUUACUGAGGACCUCCAGAGCUGUGGAGCUUUGGAAAUGGAGCAAUGGCAAUUACAACCUAGAGAGCAGACUGGUAGAUGGGCAGGUGGAGCAAAUAGAGCGGAUACUACAAGAAGCCGGCAUGGAGAGCGGUUAUGUUGCUUUCUUGGCUUCAACACCAGCAGCAGAGAUUCGCAUUUACAGCUUUAACAGCGGCGACAUGAGUGACUUCCAACUGGACCAGGUCCUUGGGCUACAGGAUUCGCGUCAUCCUCGUCAAAUGCGGUUUAUGCAUUUGCCGGAGUCGGCGGAUCUGCUGCUCUGCGUAUCUAAUGUGCUGCCACAACAACCGCUCACCAUCUACCAGCAUCUUGGAGCGGCUGGGUUCCAGCAAAUCCUCGGCGACAGUGCUCUGCCGAAGGCCCGUGCCUUGGAAGUGCUCCAGCUGCCCAGCCAUGAGCUUCACCUGCUAUCCAUGGCCACGGAGGAGGCCGUAUACUUGCUGCAGCCGCAGUUUACCACACUUUAAGGCACUUUUGUUUUGUUUUUUCUAAAUAAAAAUUACUUUUUAUUAACCGUA